CAACUCCCUCCCCAAGCUUCUAGCAUUUUCUGCGACACCCAAAACAUAAGAACCCUUACAAAAUUUUACAGCCCAUUACUCUGGAUAAGGAACUAGCAAACCAAAGCAAGAAAAUGGCGGAGGAAGUGGCGCUGGAUGUGGAGGAGCUCCGCCACCUUCAGAGCAUCGCGAAACGACCCCGUGUGAUCGACGUCAUUUCCUCUGAGAUUCGCACUUUAGAGAAGAAGUUGUCACAAGAGGCUGUUCCUUCACCUGCAUUGCAAAUCCCAACUCCAGCUUCAACUGCUACUGCCACCCCAGCUCUGCAUUACACUACGCUUUCGUCGUUCAGCUGGGACCAGGAUAAUGAUAAAGUGAAGAUAUACAUUUCUCUGGAAGGAGUUGAUCAGGAGAAGAUAGAGGCUGACUUCAAGCCUAUGUCGUUGGACAUCAAAUUCCAUGAUGUGAAAGGAAAGAAUUACAGGUUCGUUUUGCCUAAGCUGAACAAGGAGAUUAAUCCAGAGAAGUGUAAGGUGCUGGUUAAGCCUACAAGGGUUGUUAUCAAUUUGGCUAAAACUUCAAAGGAUUACUGGUUGGACUUGAAAUUUAAGGAGGAUAAGUUGAAGCCGAGCCUGGAUAAAGAGAAAGAUCCCAUGGCCGGAAUCAUGGACUUGAUGAAGAACAUGUACGAAGAAGGGGAUCCGGAGAUGAAGCAAACAAUUGCCAAAGCGUGGACCGAUGCAAGGCUUGGAAAAACCGGCUGAUCUACCGAAGGGGUUUCAACUAAUAUGGAGCUGAGUCAUUGUUUUUUAGUAGUUUUCUGUUGUUUAUAUGAUCUUAAUGCUCAGUGAGUUCUUUCGCGGUAGAAUGGUUUGCUGUGUUGUUACGAAACUCUGUUGCACGUAGCUUUUCCAGAGUUAUAUAUAAAAGAUUGAAAGGAUUUCAUUUUA
This is a messenger RNA of Pyrus x bretschneideri (Chinese white pear), 929 nucleotides long. RefSeq names its product calcyclin-binding protein. The transcript has 5 exons. Gene Ontology annotation, molecular function: S100 protein binding; ubiquitin protein ligase binding; tubulin binding. NCBI's taxonomy places the organism in Eukaryota, Viridiplantae, Streptophyta, Magnoliopsida, Rosales, Rosaceae. Bases 114 to 743 code for a protein of 209 amino acids. The record is from RefSeq and is a predicted model, not a curated record.